UGUAGUUUUGGUGCCUGUCCUGAAUCUCGCUCCGUAGACCAAGCUGGCCUCAAACUCACAGAGAUCCGCCGGGCUCUGCCUCCCAAGUGCUGGGAUUAAAGACGUGCACCACCACCGCCGCCGCCUGGCCCAAAGAACAUUUUUGAUUGCUGGAUUUCAAUACUUUGAUAGCUGGACUUUGGUAGUCUGCCUCAGGAGAAGGAGGUGGCCAAAUAAGGGAAUAGACCGUGGGGGCCAGCUUUAGGAGUGUAAUCUUUAGGGAAUGGGGGGAGGGACAAGGCCUGCCAGAGCCACGUGCUCCAGUGGGCCAGUGUCCCGUCAACACUAGUGUGUGUCCAGUGAACUGCCUUAAAAUGGUGGAUGAAAUAAAAGAAGUGAGAUGAAAAUAUCCAUUCUGGCCAGGCUGGUUGGUAUAUGGCUGUAAUUCCAGCAUUACAGAGACUGAGGCAGAAAGGAUGUGAGUUCAAGACCAACUUGGGCUGCACAGAGGCACCCAAUCUCAAAACAAACAACAAAAACCCCUCCUUUCCUCCAGGGUUACCGUCUGGAGUUCCUGUGCAUCAGGGUGAGAUGCUCCAAGGAAUUAGAAUUGGAAAGAGGCAGGGAAUGUAUGGCUGGCUCCUCCACUUUGCCAGUUGUGUGUGUUGGGGGCCGGCAGGGCGACCAACCAUGGCGCCUGUACUUGGUGUCAGCCCCCAUAUUCCGGGUAGUGGGGUGGAUCUCUCAAGGGUGCCCCACGUCCUGCGUGCACCCCCUGGUCCCUCCACUGCUCCAGGGGCGGUGUGGCAUGCCUGUGAGCAAACUCAGUCUAAAGCGGGGAGAAUCCCGGGACCGGAGCGGGGAGCCAGGGGAGGAGAGCCGGGGAGUGGAGCCAGGGUCAUCCGACAGCAGCUCUCCUGGCGGCAGGCCGGCCGCAGCGGGGGGGGACCGUCCUACACCCUGGGUGCUCGCUCCUCCUCCCGUCCCCUGCGCAUCCCUGCUCGCGCUCCUGGAGCUCGGCAGAGUCUCACUGGGGCGCUGCCGCGAGGGAGCUUCAGGCUCACCAAAACCGGGACCGCCGCGGAAACCAGGGCAGGGUCCGCUUCGCUGACACCAUGAAUGGCUCGGGCAGCCUGGGGGCCGAGGACACGAGCCAGGAAGUCAGCGGCGGCGGCUGGCAGCCCGAGGCGGUCCUCGUGCCCCUGCUUUUCGCGCUCAUCUUCCUCGUGGGCACCGUGGGCAACGCGCUGGUGCUGGCUGUGCUGCUGCGCGGCGGCCAGGCGGUCAGCACCACCAACCUGUUCAUCCUCAACCUGGGCGUGGCCGACCUGUGCUUCAUCCUGUGCUGCGUGCCUUUCCAGGCCACCAUCUACACCCUGGACGGCUGGGUGUUCGGCUCGCUGCUCUGCAAGGCCGUUCAUUUCCUCAUCUUCCUCACCAUGCACGCCAGCAGCUUCACACUGGCCGCGGUCUCCCUGGACAGGUAUCUGGCCAUCCGCUACCCGCUGCACUCCCGCGAGCUGCGCACACCUCGAAACGCGCUGGCGGCCAUCGGGCUCAUCUGGGGGCUCGCACUGCUCUUCUCCGGGCCCUACUUGAGCUACUACCGUCAGUCACAGCUGGCCAACCUGACCGUGUGCCACCCAGCGUGGAGCGCGCCUCGACGCCGCGCCAUGGACCUCUGCACCUUCGUCUUCAGCUACCUGUUGCCUGUGCUCGUCCUCAGCCUGACCUACGCGCGUACCCUGCGCUACCUCUGGCGCACAGUCGACCCAGUGGCUGCAGGCUCGGGCUCCCAGCGCGCCAAACGCAAGGUGACACGCAUGAUCGUCAUCGUUGCCGCGCUCUUCUGCCUAUGUUGGAUGCCCCACCACGCGCUUAUCCUCUGCGUGUGGUUUGGUCGCUUCCCGCUCACGCGCGCCACUUACGCGCUGCGCAUCCUUUCACACCUAGUUUCUUAUGCCAACUCGUGUGUCAACCCCAUCGUUUACGCGCUGGUCUCUAAGCAUUUCCGUAAGGGUUUCCGCAAAAUCUGCGCAGGCCUGCUGUGCCGCGCCCCAAGGCGAGCCUCAGGCCGAGUGUGUGUUGUGGCGCCUGGCAACCAUAGUGGCAGUGUGCUGGACCGCGAGUCCACAGACCUGACCCAUGUGAGCGAGGCAGGGGGGCCUCUUGUCGCAGCACCCGGACUUCCCAACAGCACAGCCUCGAGUAGAGCCCUCGAUCCUGUAGGUUAAAGGAUCAAAGGGCGUCUAAGGACAUCUUCACAGUGUGGCCUGAGAACACCUUGGGGGUUAUGCUUGAAUGUUCGAGAGUUGCAGCCCAAGACUGAGAAUUGUAGGGAAUGCUCUCUGAUAUUAAACUGCACAGAUUGCUAGUCACGUGACAUAAGCCUUCAAUCCCAGCACUUGGGAAGUUGAAGGAGCAGGAGCAAAGCCAGCCUGGAGUCUGAGCCCCCCUUGAACUACACGAGAUACA
This is a messenger RNA of Peromyscus maniculatus bairdii (prairie deer mouse), 2454 nucleotides long. RefSeq names its product galanin receptor 2 (gene Galr2). The record is from RefSeq and is a predicted model, not a curated record. Gene Ontology annotation, cellular component: plasma membrane. NCBI's taxonomy places the organism in Eukaryota, Metazoa, Chordata, Mammalia, Rodentia, Cricetidae. Gene Ontology annotation, biological process: negative regulation of adenylate cyclase activity; G protein-coupled receptor signaling pathway; positive regulation of cytosolic calcium ion concentration. Gene Ontology annotation, molecular function: galanin receptor activity.